AUUCCCUGUAAUUAAAGGGGCAAAAGUAACACUACUAAAAUUCCAGGGAUUUAAACUGAAAUUUGCUAAACAAAAAGUGCAUAUAUAAAUAGAAAGUGAAACGGUGGGUUGUAAAGAAUGUGCGAGAGUUCGUCAUUUCGGAGUACUUGUCGUGGCGACGGCGAAAAGGCGGCAGCCGAAUUGAUUCAUCGAAUUUACUGCUGGAUGAUAUGAUAAUUCCGAGCACAAAAUUCAGUUCUUCGAUUUGGAAACCGAAAAAUGGAUCGAAAAUGACUUGGAUUGUUUCUCCUGGGCUGAGAUUUUCAGUCACUGUAGUCGCGUUGGGUGCUGUUGGUGUUUUGGUGAUUAAAGCCAAACAUUUGAUUGAAUCAAAUCCUUUGGACCAAGGAACCGUAUCUCCUAGGGCUUGGAUUGUCCCUGGGCUGGAAAAUCUCGGGAACAACUGCUUCCUGAAUGUUGUUUUGCAGGCGUUGUCAAGCUGUCCGAGUUUCUGGAAGUAUCUUUUGGAGAUGGUUGAGGAGCAUGGAUCAUUUUCAUACGAUGGAGAUGAAGAUAUGCCGCUUGUUACGUCGCUAGCUUCACUAGUGGAAGAACUACGUACUGUACGCCAUGGGCAAACAGUUCUAAGUCCUCGGAAAGUGAUGCUUGCAAUGGAUCAUUAUAUUCCAAACUUUAACCUAACUAAGCAGCAGGAUGCUGAGGAAGCAUUUUCUCAUCUUUUAUGUUCAUUGAGAGAAGAAAUAUCGGAACAUUGUGUCCCAGUUAAAAGCUACUUGGCACAACUGCCUGUACUCCCUAAUGGUAGGUAUGUUAUCAGAACACAAACUGAUGAGGAGAGCAGAUGGCAAAAAUGGAAGCUGACAUUUCUUAAGCCUUUCGAUGGGAUCCUUGGCAGCAUCUUAGUAUGCCAAAGCUGUUCGUUUCAGAUCUCUCUUGAAUUUCAAAUGUUCCAUACUCUACACCUUGCACCCCCAAUGAGCAGUGAUGCUACAAUUGAUGGAAGCACACUGGAUGAUUGCCUUAAGAAUCAUUUUGCGGCAGAACGUCUAGAGAAUUAUUGCUGCAGCAAUUGUUGGCAUGCAGCUGCAAUUGAAUACGCCUGUUCAUUUUCUGAAAAAACAGAUGUUGAAACGCUUCAACUCUGUAAUAAAAAUGAUUCCUGUAACUGUAAGUCUCUUCCAUCCCUUGGCGCGUUUCCUUGGUUGAAUAGAUUCUCCCGCACUUUCAAGCAAUUGAGUGUUGCUCGGAGCCCUAAGAUUCUGUGCAUUCAUCUGCAACGAGCUUCAUAUGACAUGUUUGGACAAUCCGUAAAACUUCAGGGCCAUGUGUCCUUUCCUUUGAGCUUUGAUCUGUCGUCAUAUGUAAUGAGUCGAGUGGGGCUUAAAAGUAUGGAUUCGAAUCUGCAAUUCGGACAGUUGAAACUGGGCAGCAACAAUAUGCGCCCGCUCCCUUACUCCGUGUACCAAAACAUGCUAAAUAGCAAAGCGAGGAAUGAGGCUAACGAUUGUGCCGAAACAGAUCCACCCGAGGAACAAGCAAGAAGAAAUGCCGGCACAAUCGGGAGUGGUCACUGCUCGAAAGUUUCUGAGCCUCUACCGAGCUUAUCGGAUUCAAGAUGCUGCGACGAUGGAAAGGCAGAUAGUGAUCGCCGUUUGGAACCACCGCGGCGCUCACGACCCCAAAUGUACCGUCUGGUGUCAGUUGUGGAGCACUUUGGAAGCAGCGGAAGCGGGCAUUACACGGUAUACAGAAAAGUAAUGGGGCGGGUGGGCGAAGAAGGAGGUGCAGUCGGGCUGCUGGAAUCGGCCAUCGAGGAGUGGUUUCGGAUAUCGGAUUCGGAAGUGUAUCCGGUGGGGGAGAAGGAUGUCCUGAUGGCAAAUGCAAGUAUGUUGUUCUAUGAGAAGGUUUCAAAGUAGAAAGAAUGCUGCUCGUUGAAUCCAGGUUAGUUUCGCUUUGGUCACUUUUGGGCAGUAGGGUUUUGUCUAAUUCUAUUUUUGGAUAGAGAUUUUAUGGAUAGAUGAAAGUAAUUAAACGAGCAUAUUAAAUAAUUAAAUAUUGAUUUUUAAUUAAAUUUAAAAUGCCUGCACGAUUUUAUUAGAAAUUUUGGGCUCAUUAAAUUUAUGGAUGUGUAUUUUUUGUUUUUGCAUAGAUUGAUUUCAAACUA
Messenger RNA from Andrographis paniculata, 2164 nucleotides. Its product is annotated as ubiquitin carboxyl-terminal hydrolase 27. Bases 210 to 1916 code for a protein of 568 amino acids. Gene Ontology annotation, molecular function: cysteine-type endopeptidase activity; cysteine-type deubiquitinase activity. The record is from RefSeq and is a predicted model, not a curated record. The transcript has 10 exons. Gene Ontology annotation, cellular component: cytosol; nucleus. Gene Ontology annotation, biological process: protein deubiquitination. NCBI's taxonomy places the organism in Eukaryota, Viridiplantae, Streptophyta, Magnoliopsida, Lamiales, Acanthaceae.